UCCUUCGGCAACGCAGACCACAGCUUUUGAAACCUCAACAAGCUGCGGGCGCCACAUCCCCGCCCCGCGUUUCUACUUCCCCUGUGUCGCGCUGUGGCCUGACUCGCCAUCGCCUCUGCCCGACGCAUUUUCCGCAAAUCCGAACGAUGCAGCAUCACGAAAGUCUCCCUUAGAAAUAAUAUUAGGUAGUGUUGUUGAUUGGACUUGGUUGAGUUGAGUCGAGUCGCGGCCAUUGUGCGAGGUGCGUCUUGCAAGGACCGGGGCUAGAUGAAAUCUGGGACCAUUGUCGCUACCAAGUCCGACAUUAAUUGUUACGCCAUGGUCUUCAACGCUGGUCUACACCACUUUGGCGGGAGCAACUUGGAUGUGGAUUUGAACUUUGCUUGCGGAAACUAGUCCUUGCUUGUUUGUACCUUUCGAGUCCAUUGGUUUUGGCGACUCCAACAUCAUCUACUUUAAUCUCACUGGCAACUGGUUUGAGGUAGGUGGUUGGACGACGCCAUAAGUUGGGGGAACAGACUUUAGUUCGAGGUUUCGAAGCAAUGGCAUCGGGUGACAUACGGAAAUGGUUCAUGAAGCAGCCUGCCAAGUCUACCCCAGCUGCAACGCCUGCAAGCAAUGACACUAGCAAAGGUGGGGAGAAGAAUGGGACUACGGGUAGAUAUAACUCCACCAGCAAGUUCUUUCCAAGCUCCUCUCCAGCAAGUCAGGAUAAAGACCGUAAAGAAGAAAGCAAGCCACUGUCGGUAAAGGCCAGUGCUGGGUCCAGUAAAAGGUUUAAGGGUGUUGAUUCGGGCUCCGAAGAUGAUGAAUUCGACAAGCCUCCCACCAAAAAGAUACGAAAUGUGGAGGUAAGCGAUGAGAAAUUGUCGUCAGCGGGGAGGGGAAGGGGAAGAGGAAGAGGGAGGGGGAGAGGAGAAUCAAAUGUCAAGGUAACUGACGACAUGGAUAUUGAUGCUCCUCCUGCUAAAACAUCCACAGGAGGGCGAGGUAGGGGUAGAGGAAGAGGUAAUAGUGAUACACCUGGUGCUAGUACAUCUGUAGAUGAGGAUCUCGAAUCUUCUCCAAAGAAGCCUUCCGGUCGAGGAGGAAGGGGUGGAGGGGGACCUUCUGCAUCACAAGCUGAUUCCAAACCAGCGCCUGCUGGAAGAGGUCGUGGAGGAGGAGGCGGAAGGGGUGGUUUCAAUUUUGGCGCCAGAGAGGCUCCUCCUCACAAAGGGGAAAAGGAGGUUCCCCAAGGCGCAGACGAUGCUUUGGCGAACUUAACCUUUGUUAUCAGUGGGACUCUGGAUAGUUUAGAGAGAGAGGAAGCCGAGCACCUGAUAAAAUCUCAUGGUGGGCGCGUCACAGGCUCUGUCAGCAAGAAAACAGACUAUUUGUUAGCGGAUGAAGAUAUCGGGGGUCGCAAAUCACAGAAGGCGAAGGAGCUCGGGGUGAAGUUUAUUACUGAAGACGGCUUGUUCGAGAUGAUUCGCAAAACUAAGCCAAAGGCUGCAGCAACCUCAUCUCAGGCACCUCGUCCAUCAGAGCCAGCUCAACCUCAGAAAGCUGCUGAAGUGAUAAAACCAAUAAUACCAAAGACAGACGAUGUUAGGAACGUGAAGGGCAAGAUUGCAAAUGGAACUUCAUCAUCAGUGGGCAAUGAAAAGUCAAUAGCAUCUGGCACAGAGUCAUGGCCUUACAAACAUCGACCACAAUCUAUCAAUGACAUCAUCGGCAACCAGUCAAUUGUGAAACAAGUUCAAGACUGGCUCGUACAAUGGGAGAAGCAUCAUGGAAAUGCAGUGAAGGGAAAGAAAGGAAGCAGCAGUACUUCUCAAAAGAAGGCUGUGCUACUUAGUGGGCCGCCGGGGAUUGGGAAGACAACAACCGCGCGUCUUGUUUGUGAUCUACUAGGUUACGAAGCUCUGGAGGUAAAUGCUAGUGACACUCGUGGAAAGUCCGAUUCCAAUGUAAAGAACGGUAUAGGGGGUAAAACCAGUAAUACCAUAAAAGAAAUGAUAAGCAAUAGGUCAUUGGGUUUUGGCAGCAAAAGCGAGAGAAAGGCUGUGUUGAUUAUGGAUGAAGUGGAUGGUAUGUCGGGUGGUGAUCGCGGUGGAGUAGCAGAUCUUAUUUUAAGCAUUAAAUCCAGCCACAUUCCUAUUAUCUGCAUUUGCAAUGACAAGUACAGUCAAAAGUUAAAGAGCCUUAUAAACUAUUGCCUGCCUUUACCGUUCAGAAAGCCAACGAAACAACAGAUGGCCAAGAGGUUGCAACAAAUUGCCAAAUCUGAAGGACUUGAAGUUGACGAUUUAGCUUUGGAGGAGCUUUCAGAGAGGGUGAAUGGAGACAUGAGAAUGGCUCUGAAUCAGUUACAGUAUAUGAGCCUAAGGUCAAGGAGUCUCAAGUAUUCAGAUGUGCGGACAAGGCUCAUGGCUAGUGCAAAAGAUGAGGAUGUUACUCCUUUCUCAGCUGUUGACAAGUUAUUAGGAUUUGAGGGAGGACGUUUACGAAUGGAUGAGCGUAUCGAUGCAGCAAUGUCAGAUAUGGACCUUGUGCCUCUCCUCGUGCAGGAGAAUUACUUGAAUUAUUGUGGGCCCGGUGGCCGGGAUGAUAGCGGGACUGCUCGUAUGGAUGCCAUAGCGCGGACUGCCUUGAGCAUAGCAGAAGGUGACAUAGUAAAUGUUCAAAUUCAUAGAUUUCGACAGUGGCAGCAUGCUCAGAUGGGUGCAUUUAUGUCUUCCGUUAUCCCGGCUGCAUAUAUACAUGGCCGGCGAGAGGUGCUGGUGCAGGGUGAACGUAACUUCAAUAGAUUUGGAGGAUGGCUUGGAAAGAACUCAACGUUUGGCAAAAAAACUCGUCUCCUUGAGGAUGUUCAUGUCCAUAUGCUGGCUUCUCGAAUAUGCGAACCCACCAGAGAGGCUGUUCGAUUAGACUACUUGCCUCUCCUCUCGAUGCAUCUGACUCAGCCUCUGCACACCUUGCCGAAGGAUGAGGCAGUGCAGCAAGUGGUAGAUCUGUUGGAAGAGUAUUCACUGGACCAAGAAGAUAUGGAUACUAUUGUUAGUAUGUCUACAUUGAAGGGUGGAGAGGGACUACUUGAAGGUGUGCCAGGUGCCACCAAAACUGCUCUCACGAAAACCUACAAACAGCGAUUGAGUGAUCGUCGCGUACGAUCUGCAGACUUGCUACCAGUUAUGUCUUUACCUGGUACCAAAAAGGCUGCCAAAAAGCCUGCACGCAUGAACUUUAUGGCAGCUGAGGAUGAAGAAAGCUUGGAAGCUCUUGAAGAUGCCAUUGACGAUGUAAAUGAAGACAAUGAUGGUGAGGACGAGGAUGAGGAGGGAGCGGACGAAAAGUCAUUAGCCUUGCUGACUCAAUCAAGACCAGGAAUGACUGUGACACUAGAUCCAAAAUCAAAACCAGGAGCAGGAAGAGGUCGUGGGAGGGGUACAACAAAAGCUAGCCAAGCUAAGACACCUACAUCAUCCAAGAAAUCACAAGAGCAAAAAGCAACAUCGGCAGCAAAGCGCAAGAAAUAGGGGCACAACUUGGCAUCAGUGUAAUUAAGGAUUUGUUGGGGACUACGGUAUUCUCGUCAACCCCGUAUGUUGUGAUUAGUAUUUUUGGCAGUAAAUUGUUGGCCAUCAAGAUAGUAAUGGUUAUUGCAAAAAUAUUUAGGAGGAUGAUCUCUAUCGGUGAGAAUUGAUCAUAACAUAUGUUUUCUUACGGCGACUUUUUCUAACGACGCUUGCAUACGAAGUAUGGGUUAUUUUUGUGUAAACGACCAUUAUUCUGAUGGUUGUAGAUCACUGAAGACAUUGAAGUUUGUAUGGAAGGGAUGAUAUCUAUGUUUUCUGCAGACUACGAUUCCGCUAGAUUAAUGUAUAUACAGUGCUCAUUUUGAGUAAUCGUGAGUGAUUGCUUGAUUA
Physcomitrium patens is the source of this 3911-nucleotide messenger RNA. Its product is annotated as replication factor C subunit 1. Gene Ontology annotation, biological process: DNA replication; DNA repair. The record is from RefSeq and is a predicted model, not a curated record. Gene Ontology annotation, molecular function: ATP hydrolysis activity; DNA binding; ATP binding. NCBI's taxonomy places the organism in Eukaryota, Viridiplantae, Streptophyta, Bryopsida, Funariales, Funariaceae. Gene Ontology annotation, cellular component: nucleus; DNA replication factor C complex.